Molecule: messenger RNA, 1010 nt
Organism: Limulus polyphemus (Atlantic horseshoe crab)
Lineage: Eukaryota; Metazoa; Arthropoda; Merostomata; Xiphosura; Limulidae
Gene: NC2beta
Product: protein Dr1-like
Exons: 4
Coding region: 337-831 (164 amino acids)
Biological process (GO): negative regulation of transcription by RNA polymerase II; chromatin remodeling; RNA polymerase II preinitiation complex assembly
Cellular component (GO): negative cofactor 2 complex
Molecular function (GO): general transcription initiation factor activity; protein heterodimerization activity; core promoter sequence-specific DNA binding
Source: RefSeq, a predicted model, not a curated record
UACAGAGGGCGCUUCAGAACAGUAAGAUGACGCUCUCAUGCUAAGGCAUAAAUGGCGGACAAGAAAGAAUUGAGGGCGGAAGGGGAGUUUUUAGUUAGUGUAGGGAGAGUUGUCUCCCAGCUUUUUAAUAAUUGGUUUUACCUAAUGUUUGGCUUCAGUUUGAUUUGAUUAGCAAGAAACAGCUAUUAAAUUCAGUAUAAGUUGUAUUUAUCUUACGGGAUUAGUGCUACUAUUAUAAGUUGAAGUUGCAAAAGAAACGUAAGCUGAAUUGACCAUUGUUGGAUAAGACAAACUGUGCUUCUGCAGUGCUAGGCCUUAUCUACAGAAAUAUGAAUAAUGGCAGAAAAUGAGGAAGAUCUCACUAUACCUCGAGCUGCAAUGAACAAGAUGAUUAAAGAAAUUCUUCCACAUGUUAGAGUUGCCAAUGAUGCCCGUGAACUUAUCCUGAACUGUUGUACUGAGUUUAUCCAUCACAUCGCCUCUGAAGCCAAUGAAAUCUGUAACACUCAGCAGAAAAAAACUAUCUCGGCUGAACAUAUUCUAGGAGCUUUAGAAAGUCUGGGUUUCAGGGAGUACAAACAUGAGGCAGAAACAGUUUUGAAGGAUUGUAAGGCUGUUGCUGCCAAACGUCGCAGACAAAGUACACGGCUGGAAAAUCUUGGAAUACCUGAAGAAGAGCUUUUACGACAACAACAGGAACUUUUUGCAAAGGCUCGUCAACAGCAAGCUGAGAUAGAACAGCAGCAGUGGCUAGAAAUGCAACAGGCUGCUCAACAUCAGUUGAUGUUGCAGCAGCAGAAUUCUAAAGCUGAAGAUGAUGAUGAAUAUUGAACCAAUUUAAUAUACAAACUAAUUGAAACUUUAACAUGAAAUAGUCAUUUAAUAACUCGUCAAAAGAUGGUUCCAAUACUAGACAAAACAUUUCUCAAACUUAUAGAUGAUGUAUUUGCGAGAUAUUCUUUGUACAGUUGUGAAAAAUAAACAUUUUCAGACUUCCCAAUUAUCAAAUA